Messenger RNA from Grammomys surdaster, 1207 nucleotides. RefSeq names its product UDP-glucose 6-dehydrogenase (gene Ugdh). Bases 131 to 1192 code for a protein of 353 amino acids. The transcript has 8 exons. Gene Ontology annotation, biological process: glycosaminoglycan biosynthetic process. The record is from RefSeq and is a predicted model, not a curated record. Gene Ontology annotation, cellular component: cytosol; nucleus. Gene Ontology annotation, molecular function: UDP-glucose 6-dehydrogenase activity; NAD binding. NCBI's taxonomy places the organism in Eukaryota, Metazoa, Chordata, Mammalia, Rodentia, Muridae.
GCCGCGGGCCCCGGACUCGGGGAGCGGCGGGCGGAGCGGUGUGUGGAGCCUGCGGCAUAAGAGGAAGGCGCUGUCCGAGAGAACGGGAUCUGCACCGCCGCUGUGUCCCGGCCUUGGAAGUGGUUCAGCCAUGGUUGAGAUUAAGAAGAUCUGUUGCAUUGGUGCGGGCUACGUCGGUGGACCCACAUGCAGUGUCAUUGCUCACAUGUGCCCUGAGAUCAGGGUAACGGUUGUGGAUGUCAACGAGGCAAGGAUCAAUGCGUGGAAUUCUCCAACCCUUCCUAUUUAUGAGCCUGGGCUAAAGGAAGUAGUCGAAUCCUGUCGAGGGAAAAAUCUGUUUUUUUCUACCAAUAUUGAUGAUGCCAUCAGAGAAGCCGAUCUAGUAUUUAUUUCUGUGAACACACCAACAAAAACAUAUGGCAUGGGAAAAGGCCGGGCAGCAGAUCUGAAGUAUAUCGAAGCUUGCGCUCGCCGCAUUGUGCAGAAUUCAAAUGGGUACAAAAUCGUGACUGAGAAAAGCACGGUCCCCGUGCGGGCAGCAGAGAGCAUCCGGCGCAUAUUUGAUGCCAACACCAAGCCCAACCUGAACUUACAGGUCCUGUCCAAUCCCGAGUUCUUGGCAGAGGGAACAGCCAUCAAGGACCUGAAGAACCCGGACAGAGUCUUGAUCGGAGGGGAUGAAACCCCAGAGGGCCAGAAAGCUGUCCGGGCACUCUGUGCAGUGUAUGAGCACUGGGUUCCUAAGGAGAAGAUCCUCACCACCAACACGUGGUCCUCAGAGCUUUCCAAGCUGGCAGCCAACGCCUUCCUCGCCCAGAGGAUCAGCAGCAUCAACUCCAUAAGCGCCCUGUGUGAAGCGACGGGCGCAGAUGUGGAGGAGGUGGCAACAGCCAUCGGGAUGGACCAAAGAAUUGGGAAUAAGUUUCUAAAAGCCAGCGUUGGUUUUGGUGGGAGCUGCUUCCAAAAAGAUGUUCUGAAUUUGGUUUAUCUCUGUGAGGCUCUGAAUCUGCCUGAAGUAGCUCGUUACUGGCAGCAGGUCAUAGACAUGAAUGACUACCAGAGGAGAAGGUUUGCAUCACGGAUCAUAGACAGCCUGUUUAAUACAGUGACCGAUAAGAAGAUAGCUAUCUUGGGGUUUGCAUUCAAAAAGGAUACAGGCGAUACCAGGUACCUGUUUUUUAAAACAUUUUAAAAAAAUGUGUGUGUG